This is a messenger RNA of Anopheles aquasalis, 1837 nucleotides long. It is a transcript of the gene nebu, whose product is annotated as solute carrier family 2 member nebulosa. The record is from RefSeq and is a predicted model, not a curated record. Gene Ontology annotation, molecular function: sugar transmembrane transporter activity. Gene Ontology annotation, cellular component: membrane. Gene Ontology annotation, biological process: carbohydrate transport; transmembrane transport. Lineage: Eukaryota; Metazoa; Arthropoda; Insecta; Diptera; Culicidae.
CUGAUAAUCUCAGUGAACCCCUUUCGCCGUGGCAUGGGAGUAAAACGUCUUACGUUAACUUACAUCACGUACAGUUUGAAUCGAAAACUUCACCAAUCAACAACUGUGUUGGUCGCUUUUUUUUCAGUCGUUUAGAUUUGAACCGCAAGCGGUACAAGCAAUCAGAACAAGUGAUUCCGUUGCCCGGGCCGACGGUUAGUGUGCAGCUCUGAACAGUAAGUGAAGAAAAGCAGUUCCGGCAGUUCCGGCAGUCACGGAAGAUAGGCCCGCGACUCGAUGUCAAAGUUCGUGGUGAACAAUGUGGCCGGAGAGUCUGGCCGUAAGUUGCCGCAGUUCAUAGCCGGAUUGGCCGCCUCCGGUGGAGCGCUCGCGGCUGGUACCUUUCUAGGCUGGACUAAUCCGACCGAAACGCCGCUAACGAAAGAGAAUGAGUACGGAUUCGAAGUGACCACGGAGGCGUUUUCAUGGAUCGGUUCGAUAUCCAACCUGGGCGCCGCCCUCAUGUGUUUCCCAAUCGGCUAUAUGAUGAAGAUAAUUGGCCGUAAAUGGUCCAUGCUGGCGAUGGUAUUGCCGCUGGUUCUUGGGUGGUUACUGAUCAUAUUUGCUGAGAAUGUUGCGAUGCUGCUGGUUGGCCGUCUGUUUCUCGGCAUUGGUGGCGGUGCUUUCUGUGUAGCUGCACCGACGUAUACGGCCGAGAUCGCGCAACCAUCCAUCCGAGGUACGCUGGGUACCUUCUUUCAACUGAUGAUAACCGUGGGCAUCCUGUUCGUGUAUGCUGUUGGAUCGGGCGUCGAUGUGCAGGUUCUUAGCAUCAUCUGCGGCGUUAUACCAUUAGCAUUUGGGGCAAUUUUCUUCUUCAUGCCUGAGAGUCCUUAUUACUUUGUCGAAAAGGGAAGAUUUAGUGAGGCCUCCAAAUCGCUCAAGUGGCUCCGCGGAUCGAACUACGACGAGAAUGCCGAGCUAGAGGACAUGAAGCAGGAAGACGUCAAGAUGAAGGCAGAAGCAAUUCGAAUGGUGGAUGCCUUCCGCCAGAAAGCGACGAUACGGGCGUUGAUCAUUUCGCUAGGGCUUAUGUUUUUCCAGCAGCUGUCGGGUAUCAAUGCUGUGAUUUUCUAUAACUCGGGCAUCUUUAAGAGUGCUAACGGUGGUGAGGAAAUGAGUUCCGCUCCUAUCAUUGUCGGCGGUAUUCAGGUAGUGGCAACGCUCGCCGCCUCUAUUGUGGUGGAUAAGGUAGGACGUAGAAUCCUGCUGAUGGUAUCGGAUUUCAUGAUGGCUGUGUCGACCAUAUUGCUAGCCGUGUACUUCCAGCUCAAACAAGACGACCCGUCCAAAGUGAGCGAUCUCAACUGGCUGGCAGUGCUAGCCGUCUGUCUGUUCAUCGCUAUGUUCUCCAUCGGUUACGGUCCCGUGCCAUGGCUGAUGAUUGGAGAGCUGUUCGCGAACAAUGUCAAGGCGUUCGCAAGUCCCAUUGCUGGGGUGUUUAACUGGUUGCUUGCGUUCCUUGUGACGAAAGUGUUCACGAACCUUACCGAUGCUAUGGGUGAGGCCGGAGUGUUCUGGUUGUUCUCAGGGAUCUCGCUUGUAGGCACCGUAUUCGUUUAUGUGGUGGUGCCAGAAACGAAAGGAAAGUCUUUGGUUGAAAUCCAACGAUUAUUAGGGGGAGAAAAGCUCGACGGUACCGACCAUCAAAACGAUGAAAGUAAUGCCACCGAUACCAAUGCGGCUAAUCCUGUAAUGUAAGCAAUGCCAUUUUUUAAUACAUGUUUAUUAAGUACAUUCAACUUUUUUUUUCAAUAAUCCUAUACGCAUGGAAAUAAACUAAGUAAUCGAAAUUCAA